Messenger RNA from Trifolium pratense (red clover), 2284 nucleotides. Its product is annotated as serine/threonine-protein kinase tricornered-like. The transcript is spliced from 14 exons. The coding region runs from base 220 to 1842 and encodes 540 amino acids. NCBI's taxonomy places the organism in Eukaryota, Viridiplantae, Streptophyta, Magnoliopsida, Fabales, Fabaceae. The record is from RefSeq and is a predicted model, not a curated record. Gene Ontology annotation, biological process: peptidyl-serine phosphorylation; intracellular signal transduction. Gene Ontology annotation, molecular function: protein serine/threonine kinase activity; ATP binding.
CUAUAAAUAGUGUUUCGCGGAUUCACUAUUAAUUACGCGGCAUUGCGAUUUCUCAGCAAUCGAUUCUAUUUUUAACCUUUUCUUUUUCAUCCUUAAUUUUUCAAUCACAUCAAAAUAACAAUAAUCAAGAUUUAUUAUUAAUUAUACACAAGAAAAAAGGGAAUGAAAGUGUUUGGUCGUGGUUAUUGUUAACCGGCGGUGGUGGUGGUGGUGAGGAAAAUGGAUUCGGCGAGGAGUUGGUUAUCGAAGUUUCAACCGCGAGAUAAAUUAAGAGCUUCAACGAGGAAGAAAGAUGAUGUUAAUAUCGGUAAUAUCGGAAUUGAAGAUUCCAAUGCACCUCUUGAUGAUGAUGAUGCUCUUUCUAGUGUCACCAAGCAGAAGGUUGCCGCUGCUAAACAAUAUAUUGAGAAUCAUUACAAGGAACAAAUGAAGAAUCUUCAAGAGAGAAAAGAGCGUCGAACAAUCUUGGAAAAGAAGUUGGCUGAUGCCGAUGUCUCUGAGGAAGAUCAAAAUAAUCUACUUAAAUUUUUAGAAAAGAAGGAAACAGAAUAUAUGCGUCUUCAGAGGCAUAAAAUGGGUGUUGAGGAUUUUGAGAUGUUAACUAUGAUUGGAAAAGGUGCAUUUGGGGAGGUUAGAGUGUGUAGGGAAAAGACUACAGAGCAUGUAUAUGCAAUGAAAAAGCUAAAGAAAUCAGAGAUGCUUCGAAGAGGCCAGGUAGAACAUGUCAGAGCUGAGAGGAAUCUACUUGCAGAGGUUGACAGCAAUUGCAUAGUUAAACUUUAUUGUUCUUUCCAGGAUGAUGAGUAUCUAUAUCUUAUUAUGGAGUAUCUUCCGGGAGGGGAUAUGAUGACUCUUCUUAUGAGAAAGGAUACAUUAACCGAAGACGAAGCCCGAUUUUAUGUAGGAGAAACAGUUCUGGCUAUCGAAUCUAUACAUAAACACAAUUAUAUACAUAGGGAUAUUAAACCCGACAACUUAUUACUUGAUAAAUAUGGGCACUUGAAACUAUCAGAUUUUGGACUAUGUAAACCGUUAGACUGUAGUACACUUGAAGAAUCAGAUUUGUCUAUUGGUCAGAAUGCAAAUGGAACUGCACAAAAUGAUGAUCGUACAGGUCCAAAACGUACUCAACAAGAACAGUUAGAAAACUGGCAGAAAAAUAGGAGGACACUUGCUUAUUCUACCGUCGGUACACCAGAUUAUAUUGCUCCAGAAGUUCUAUUGAAGAAAGGUUAUGGGAUGGAAUGUGAUUGGUGGUCACUUGGAGCUAUUAUGUAUGAAAUGUUGGUCGGAUAUCCACCUUUUUAUUCCGAUGAUCCAAUGUCAACGUGUAGAAAGAUAGUAAAUUGGAAAUCUCAUCUGAAAUUUCCUGAAGAGGCAAGACUAUCUCCAGAGGCCACAGAUCUUAUAAGUAACCUUUUGUGUAAUGUCAACCAGAGACUGGGGUCAAAUGGUGCAGCUGAAAUAAAGUCUCAUCCAUUCUUUGAAGGUGUUCAAUGGGAAAAGUUGUAUCAAAUGGAAGCAGCAUUUAUUCCAGAAGUCAAUGACGAGUUAGAUACUCAAAAUUUUGAGAAAUUUGAAGAGUCUGACAGCCAGACUCAUUCAUCAUCAAGAUCUGGUCCAUGGAGAAAGAUGCUUUCAUCUAAGGACUUCAAUUUUGUGGGAUACACAUACAAGAACUUUGAUAUUGUUAACGACUAUCAAGUUCCUGGGAUGACUGAGCUAAAGAAAACCUCCAAACCAAGGAGGCCAUCUGUCAAGUCGUUGUUUGAUGGCGAUUCGGAGAAUUCUGAGGCUUCUGAUGUUUCAGAAGUGUCUGCAAACAAUCAACCUACUCAAUGAAGUUUAUAAAGUCAGCCCUCGACAACCAAUUUAGAAGUAUCUCAGCUUGAAGAAAUCUUCCUCCUAACAUGGCAGUUUCUGAUGAUAUAAUUCCCCAGUAAGUAUAAGAGUCAUAACUCAAGCCAGUGACAUUUCAAAAAUUUCCAUUUUUAAUAUAAUCGCUGAUGUUAUUCGACAUUUGAAUUGUUCUUGGCCACAUUAGUGAUUACAUGAAUUAUGGCUUGAAGAAAGGGUGGAAGAAAGUGUUGUGCCUAGAAUCAACUGAUUAACCUCAACCUGGCUUAGACGAAUCUUGCAAGUUUUGUUAGUCACUCCACAGCAAUAGAAUUGUAAAUCUCUUUUUCUCUUAAUGUAGUAUUUUGUAUAUGUGACACUGUGUAUAUUCAUUUAUAUAUAAUUAAAAAAUUAGAAAAAUACGUGUAUAUUCACUUGUGUUCUUUUA